ACGACAUAGCCUAUUGCGCGGCCUACAAAUUCUUUCCCAGCUCUCUCUCUAUCAUGUCGCCAUAGCUAGGGAUACACUACCUUCUUGCGCCUUCUCUGUUCUUCUUUCUCGGCUUGCGGCGCUCGAUCUCCAAUCUUUACAGUGGAAAUCUCACUCGCGGCGGCGACGAGCGAGCUCCUAUUCUAUCGAUCGGCGCCGGCCGAUCGUCCCGCGCGCCUUGAGCGCUAGCUAGACGCGGCGGCAAGGAUGUCGCUCGACGGCGGCAAGGUCACGGAUUCUUUCCUGGUAGAUGCUCCAUUCGAGCCGGUGGAGCGAUGCUCGUCGGCGGGGCGUGAGAAGCAGACGUGCGUGGCGGAUUUCGACGGUACUCUCAUCCGCGGCCGGAGCUCCUUCCCGUAUUUCAUGCUGGUGGCGCUAGAGGGAGGAGGCCUCAUCCGGAGCGUGAUUCUUGGCCUCUUCGCGCCGCUCGCCUGGAUCCUCUACCAUUUCGUCUCGGAAUCCGCCGGCAUCCGCCUCCUCAUCUUCAUCUCCUUCGCCGGGAUGAAGGCCAAGCAGAUCGAGUCGGUGUCGCGCGCCGUGCUGCCCAAAUUCUACUCGGAGGACGUCCACAGCGAGGCCUACCGAGUGUUCUCCUCGUGCGGCAAGCGUGUGGUGGUGACCGCCAAUCCCCGGAUCAUGGUGGAGCACUUCGCCAAGACGUGCCUGGGGGCGGACAAGGUGCUGGGGACCGAGAUUGAGGUGACGAGGAGUGGCUACGCGACGGGAUUCCUCAAGCGGCCGGGAGUUCUCGUGGGGGUCAACAAGCGCAAGGCUGUGAGGCAGGAAUUCGGCGAGCAUUUGCCCCAUGUCGGCAUUGGCGAUCGAGCCACGGACUUUGCUUUCAUGGCGCUCUGCAAGGAAGCAUACGUCGUCCCACCCUCCAAAGUGGAGGCGCUGAGCCGAGACAAGCUCGUCAAGCCCGUCGUCUUCCACGACGGCCGCCUCGUCCAGCGGCCCACGCCCUUGACCGCCCUCGUCACCUUCCUGUGGCUGCCCGUCAGCUUCGUGCUGGCGGUCUUCCGGAUCAUGGUCACGGUACCCUGCCCGCGCGAGUACGUGACCAUCGUCUACAAGCUCGUCGGCAUCCGGCUCAUCGUCAAGGGGCCGAUCCCGCCGCCCAAGAAGCGGGGCGAGUCCGGCGUGCUCUUCGUCUCCAGCCACAGGACACUGUGCGAUCCGGUGUUCGUGGGGGUCGGGGCCCGGCGGGAGGUGACGGCGCUCACCUACAGCAUCAGCAGGGUGUCGGAGUUCCUGUCCCCGAUUAAGACGGUGGGCCUGUCCAGGGACCGCGAGAGGGACGCGGCCAAGAUCAAGGCGCUGCUCCAGAAGGGGGACCUGUGCAUCUGUCCCGAGGGAACCACCUGCCGCGAGCCAUUCCUUUUGCGAUUCAGCGCACUGUUCGCGGAGCUGACUGACAAGAUCGUGCCGGUGGCGCUGUGCACGAAGGGGAGCACUUUCCACGGGACAACGGUGCGCGGGUGGAAGGGGUUGGAUCCAUUCUUCUUCUUCAUGAAUCCCUUCCCGACGUACGAGGUGACGUUCCUCCAGCAGCUCCCGCCGGAGUUGACGGUCCAGCAGGGCGGCAAGAGCGCGAUCGAGGUGGCGAAUCACAUCCAGCGGGUGAUCGCGGACACGCUGGGAUUCGAGUGCACGAACUUCACCCGCAAGGACAAGUACGGGAUGCUGGCGGGGAACGACGGCACCGUGCCGGAGAGGCGGAGGAGCGGCGGCGGAGGUGGCGGCGCCGCCAAGGAUCUCCCGGAGGACGAGCAAGCGGCCCAGGGGCAAGACCAGGUAAAUGGCUGUAGCUAAGAUUGAUUUGCGAGGAUCGUGGAUCCAUGCCAUGGGUCGGGUCUCACGCGCUCCUUCGUUAUAAGUGAAUGUAAGCUAAGCUACUGGCUUGCUCUCU
Selaginella moellendorffii is the source of this 1948-nucleotide messenger RNA. Its product is annotated as glycerol-3-phosphate 2-O-acyltransferase 6. Gene Ontology annotation, cellular component: membrane. NCBI's taxonomy places the organism in Eukaryota, Viridiplantae, Streptophyta, Lycopodiopsida, Selaginellales, Selaginellaceae. The record is from RefSeq and is a predicted model, not a curated record. The transcript has 3 exons. The coding region runs from base 247 to 1851 and encodes 534 amino acids. Gene Ontology annotation, molecular function: glycerol-3-phosphate 2-O-acyltransferase activity; phosphatase activity. Gene Ontology annotation, biological process: cutin biosynthetic process.